Megalobrama amblycephala (Wuchang bream) is the source of this 3654-nucleotide messenger RNA. It is a transcript of the gene cds1, whose product is annotated as CDP-diacylglycerol synthase (phosphatidate cytidylyltransferase) 1. The coding region runs from base 266 to 1627 and encodes 453 amino acids. Lineage: Eukaryota; Metazoa; Chordata; Actinopteri; Cypriniformes; Xenocyprididae. The transcript is spliced from 13 exons. Gene Ontology annotation, cellular component: endoplasmic reticulum membrane. The record is from RefSeq and is a predicted model, not a curated record. Gene Ontology annotation, molecular function: phosphatidate cytidylyltransferase activity.
UGAGUCACUGAGUGAGUGAGAGAGGGAGAGAGAGAGAGAAAGAGGUUGGUCUGGUCUCUCACUUAACUAACAAAACAGCAGCAGAUCUGCGGGCAUAAACAAAUGCACGCAGGUUGUCUGUCCCUCCACCUGCCGCGGAGACACUUUAAUGGUCGCAGUCAGUUAAAUUAACCGGAUUACUGAGACUGACAGAACCCCGCUCUGCUUCAUUUUAAUGCGGACCUCCGACGAUAUCUAUGUAUAAUUUAGACUGAAAUAAGCAAAAAUGACGGAGCUGAGACGGCGAGGAGGAGGAGGAGACCCUGACAGCACGGAAAACAUCAGUGACAAGGAGGCAGAUGGAGACGACAGGCUUGCUUUUCCUGGUGAGGGGGAAGGAGAAAUGGAGGGCGACUCCAAAGCGGAAACGCCAGACGUGCCACCUUCCACAGAUAACACUCCACAGUGUCUCAACAAAGCCCUGGAGGGCUUGUCAUCUAGGUGGAAGAACUGGUGGAUAAGAGGCAUAUUGUCAAUGACAAUGAUCACUGGCUUCUUCCUCAUCAUCUAUUUGGGACCCAUUAUGCUUAUAUUUGUGGUUAUGGGUGUUCAAAUCAAGUGUUUUCAUGAAAUUAUAACCAUUGGCUACAGAGUUUAUCAUUCCUAUGAUUUGCCGUGGUUCAGGACUCUUAGCUGGUACUUCUUGAUUUGUGUGAACUACUUCUUUUAUGGAGAGACAGUGGCUGAUUAUUUCGGCGCACUCGUCCAAAGGGAGGAACCUUUGCAGUUCCUUGUACGUUAUCAUCGGUUUAUUUCUUUUGCACUGUAUUUGGCAGGUUUCUGCAUGUUUGUACUGAGCUUAGUGAAGAAGCAUUACCGCCUGCAGUUUUAUAUGUUUGCUUGGACCCAUGUGACCUUGUUGAUUGUGGUGACUCAGUCACAUCUGGUUAUUCAGAACCUGUUUGAGGGAAUGAUCUGGUUUAUUGUUCCCAUCUCUAUUGUGAUCUGUAAUGACAUCAUGGCCUACCUGUUUGGUUUCUUUUUUGGAAGAACGCCACUGAUUAAGCUCUCCCCAAAGAAGACCUGGGAAGGUUUCAUUGGGGGAUUCUUUGCAACAGUGGUCUUCAGUUUCUUUUUUGCGUACCUGCUGUCCCAGUACCAGUACUUUGUUUGUCCAGUGGAAUACAAUAGCGAGACAAACCGCUUUGCAGUAGAGUGUGAGCCCUCACAUCUGUUCAUGAUGCAGGAAUACACACUUCCUGCAGUGGUGCAGAAUGCAGUUAGAUGGAAAACGGUGAACCUUUACCCAUUUCAGAUCCACAGUAUUGCACUCUCUACUUUCGCCUCUCUGAUCGGACCAUUUGGUGGAUUCUUUGCCAGUGGCUUCAAACGAGCUUUCAAGAUCAAAGACUUUGCGGACACCAUUCCUGGUCAUGGUGGAAUAAUGGAUCGUUUUGACUGUCAGUAUCUGAUGGCGACGUUCGUUCAUGUUUACAUAGCAAGUUUUAUCAGGGGGCCGAACCCCAGUAAGGUCUUACAGCAGUUGCUCGUCCUGCAACCAGAACAGCAACUCAGCAUCUUCAACACGCUGCGCAAUCACUUGCGAGAAAGGGGCAUGCUGCCCCCUGCUGUGGAGGGAGCCCAAUGACGGACAACACCACCAUAGCAGACAAAAACAGUUCAUGUCCUGUUGAACUCUGUAACCAUUCACCCAUGACUGUGAUCACACGAGCACACUCCCAACCAACCGCAGGAGCUCCCGUACAAUACGAGAGUGUGACGCCUGCUGCAAACCAAACUCUCACUUUUAACCCAUUAGAGACUUAACAAAUGCAGGAGGAAAAUAACCACAAGAGGGCGACAUUGUUCUCCUAGUCACUGUUUGGGAAAUCAACAUCAGAGGUCUUCCUAUCAACAAACAUGCAAAACAAAAGAUCCAAGCACAUGGUAAGUGAAUGUAUAGCACUACAAGAAAGGCGCUUCAGCAAAGUGACAUCAUUGUACUGAUUCUGAUAGUGACUGUUGCCUGAUAUGUGAGCGUAUGAUUUGCUUCGCGAAUGCAAUAACUCACGGUGGUGACUUCAGGUUUUCGAUAUGCCAUAAUUCUCAUGGUUAACAUUUAAAUGUGAGCUUAAUUUAUAACAGGGGCCCUGAACUCAAAGCAUUAGAAAAGCAUGUCCGUAAGUCCUGCUGUUACUGCUUUUUCCAUUCCAAAUUACUGAGUGUGUUUGUGUGAGCGCUAGAAUAACUCACUUGCGUGUGUACAUAUCAUCAUAUGUAUUAUUGUACAUAGAUAUGAUAUACUACAUCUAAAAUAGAGAGAGAGAUUAAACAUUUAUUAAAGUAAUAUAUAAGGCUUAACAUAUUCUAUAUUAUAGUAAGUUAUGAAAAUGAUAUGCAAGAAGACCUCGACUUGUCUUAUUUUCUUAAAUACAGCAUGACUAAACUUCUCUAUGGGUGAAGAAUAAUUUGAGCCGAUUGUUUUUGGGGGAGAAACAGCCUUUUAGAGAAGGUGAUUUGCUGUUCCCCUCUGUAACCGUUCGUUUAUAAGUUGCACUGUAUCUUCACGAGUCGAAAGAUUCGCUUUGAACUGUUUUCAAUUUAGCUUUUCAGGUUUUAAUAUCAAAAGGCACUGGUGCUUUGAGCAGAUAUCCAAUAUUUGAAAAAAUGUAAACGUGUUUAGAUUUACAGAAAACAGUAAGUUGUUUAUAUGCUUUUUAUUUUUUUAUUUUGUUUUUACAAUAUCUUCCCUGCAAUAUUGUUUUUAGCUGCUCUUGUUUUUUAAAAUCCUGAAUUUCCGUGUUAAUUUGGUGAAUUCUUUACCAAACAGAUAUGUACCAAAGUACUGUCAAUUUUGCUGUGAAAAACAAAACUAAAUAAAUAUCACACAAUUAACAUUGUCAAAUGCUACAAUAAUAGCAAUAAUAUCCUGCAACAGAUUAAUAAACCAAUUGAAUAAAUUAGGUAUUUAUGGUAAUUAAAGACCCUUAAAUGAACAAAAAGUUAACCUUUUUCAGGUUUUAAGUUCUUAUUCAGGUUUGAACUUUUUUGUAAUAACCCAUGACCCUAAUUGCACAUCGGGGACUCGGUUUAGUAGUUUUGGACCAGUUGUGUGUAUUGUAAAACCUAGAAAAAAAAAAAAAAAGUGAUUGUGACCCCUUACCUUAUACAUUCCUGUCUGCAAUAGGUUUACAUGUUUCUUUCCUUCACGUCUGCUGUCCUGUAGACAAUUUGCAGUCAUGUGAGAACCUUGUGUUUGUAGAAAUUUGAAUCCUAUCAGACCAAAAAGAGAAUGCAUCUCCAGGUGACUAUAGCUUAUUUUGUGGAUGUCACAAUUGUAUUAGAAAUUUAGUUUUUUGGUUUUUUUUAGAGCUGCUGCACAAUUUAAUUUAUUAUGUUACCCGAUAUAUAAUAUUGUGCAAGCUUAUACUGUUAAGUUUAGAAGAAAAUGGGUUUCAAAUUACUUAUCACGGUUUGUGUUAUUCAUUGUUUUAAAAAAUGGGAACCAUUAUUUAUGUCUUUUUUUUUUUUUUUUUUUAAAUAUAAAUCUAAGUUUUAUUUUAAGUAACAAUUUAUGGGCAAUACUGGGAAAAAGUAAGAAUUAUUGUUAUAUGUUGUUGUUAUUAUUAAUAAUGAAAUGCUACACUUGGUGAAUAAACUUCACUUUUGACCUAC